This is a messenger RNA of Metopolophium dirhodum (rose-grain aphid), 4882 nucleotides long. RefSeq names its product probable E3 ubiquitin-protein ligase HERC4 (gene Herc4). The transcript has 22 exons. Bases 221 to 3439 code for a protein of 1072 amino acids. NCBI's taxonomy places the organism in Eukaryota, Metazoa, Arthropoda, Insecta, Hemiptera, Aphididae. Gene Ontology annotation, molecular function: ubiquitin-protein transferase activity. The record is from RefSeq and is a predicted model, not a curated record.
UGUUAUCUUAUUUCGUUAAAAAUGUAUUUUUACUGAAUACUUACGCAAAAAGUGAUUACUGAGCAGUAGGCACUGCGUUAAAAAAAAAUCGUUUUUAAGUUUUAUUUCCAAGUGUUUCAACGCAGUUGGGUUUUUUUUGAAAUUAUUGUCGUUUAAAUAUAACAUCAUCCAACCUAACACUCAACUACCUACCUAGAGUAAUGAUAAAACCUUCCAAAUUAUGAACUUUGAAACAAGUCAUAGUACAACUGAAAACAAAGGACUCAGACGCUUGACCAUGUAUUGUUGGGGCAAUACAAUCAACGGGGAACUCGGUCUGGGUGGUAUUGAAGAAAACUAUAUUCUCAGUCCAGAAGAGAUAGUCAAUUUUGAAAGCGUGAAUAACAUUAAAUCAGUGGCUUGUGGAAAUAAUCAUACACUUGCCGUAACUGAAGAUGGACAAUUAUAUGCUUGUGGUAGUAACGAUUUUGGUCAGCUGGGACAUGAUGGAUGUCGGACAAAACUACAAAAAAUUCCAGGGGUUGAAUCUUUAGUGAUGACAAGUGUUGCAUGCGGAGAAGCUCAUUCAAUGGCACUUAAUGAAUGGGGACAGUUAUAUACUUGGGGUUCUGACUCUUGUGGACAAUUAGGACUUGAAACUGAUGAAGGGAUUCAAUAUAAACCAAAAAUCGUCAAAACAUUAGCCAGUAUGCUAUUAGUUCAAAUUAGUUGUGGAUAUAAACAUUGUAUGGCUCUGACAAACCAUGGAGAGUUGUACACUUGGGGCUCGAAUGAAUUUGGACAGUUAGGCCUUGGACUUGGCCCUGGUAAUGUGUCAAAGCCAACAUUGGUUAAUUCACUGGUUGGCUUACCUAUUUCAUUUAUUGCCUGUGGUGGAUAUCAUAGUUUUGUUGUAUCAAAAUCAGGUGCUGUGUUUGGUUGGGGAAAAAAUGAUUUUGGACAACUAGGGAUAAACAGUCAAACUAGCUUAUCAUCACCUACGCAACUGAAAACAAUACGAACUGUCAAAGUAAAAUAUAUUGCUGGAGGAGAAGAUUUCUCAGUAUUCUUGACAUAUGAUGGUGGAGUUUUUACAUGUGGUGCUGGUAUGUAUGGUCAAUUAGGACAUGGUUCAUUUUCAAACGAAAUUGUUCCAAGAAAAGUGCUAGAACUCAUGGGCAGUACUGUGACUCAAGUUACAUGUGGGCGGAGACAUACUUUGACUUUAGUACCUUCAAAGGGUCGAGUCUACUCAUUUGGACUUGGUAGUGUUGGCCAGUUAGGUACAAAAUUAUCUAUUAACUCAAAUACACCACAAUUAGUGUUAGGACCUUGGCUAUCUCCAUCUGGAACAUCUAUGAUAGAAACAAAUAAGCAAUAUGUUGUUAAAAGUAUUUAUGCGGGAGGUGAUCAAUGUUUUGUUAGAGUCACUCAUAAAUUGCUCGAUAUAUAUCCAGAUGAUUAUCGAAUUAUUCAAGAAAGUUCUCAAAUUUGGACUGUAAAGCUUUCAGAUGUGAUAAAUUUAUCAACCAUCUUACCAGAAAAUCCUGUUGACCAAGAAAGAAUGUCGUUUGUAGAAAUAGUGAUGAGCAGUUUGUCAUGUUUAAAUGGCUCAUUUUUAAUGUUGAAUGAUAUUCAUUACACUUGUACAGAAAAUAAUCAUGGUAUAGAUUUUGAUCUAGCUACACUAUGUUUUGACGCUAUAAGUCAUGUACGCAAUACUUCAUUGAGUGAUUUAAUAUUAACAUCAUUAGCCAGUGCAGUUGAUUCUUUAUCAUUGCCUUCUCCUGAUGUGGAGUCAUUGAGGUUUUAUCUAACCUUACCUAUAUAUCACGAGUUUAAAAAUAUUACAAAUGCUACCAUACUUCAAGUGCCUUAUGCUGAAGCAUUACUAAAUCUGAGCAGCAUAGAUUCAAAUACUAUUGAGUUUUGGAUUUCUUCAAUGCCGGUUGUGUAUUUUAAUACCUUAUUAAUGGUGUAUAAAAAUGUAUUUAUUGAUCAAUUGAACACCAAUACAAAUUCUACUGAACAAAAAUGUUGGGAUAAAGCAUUGAUAGUGGCUGCUUCAAUGUUAGCUAAAUUAAAUAAACUAAAUUCCAAUUUAAACGGGCAUCAAGUGAAGAAAGGCCAAUUGAAAGUGCCAUACACCUCAUUUUAUAUUCCACAAUUAUCGGAUAAGAUAGAUAUACCUUCUGAUUACAUGAAGUGGAUGCGUGCCGAUAGUAACGGAAUUAAAUAUCAAGAUUUUUAUUUUUGUAACUAUCCUUUUCUGUUCAAUGCUGAAGCUAAGACAAUACUUUUACAAGUUGAUCAGAAAGUACAGAUGCAACAAGCAAUGCAAGCUGCAGCAACAAGAGCAUUUACGCAAAUGCUAUUUUUGGAUGUGAAUCAGCAUAAUUUAGCAAAUCAAUUUAUUGAGCUUAAUGUCUCACGGAAUAACUUAGUUGUAGAUACAAUACGUGAAUUGUCUCUUUAUACUCAACAUGAUUAUAAAAAACCUUUGAAAGUGAAAUUUAUUGAUGAAGAAGCUGAGGAUGCUGGAGGAGUAAGAAAAGAAUUUUUUAUGCUUUUGAUUAAAGAGAUUUUAGAUCCAAAAUUUGGUAUGUUUGUAAAUUAUGAAGAUACAAACAUGAUAUGGUUUAAUGACUCUUCCUUUGAAGAUGUUACAAUGUAUUAUCUUAUUGGUUUGAUGUGUGGCUUAGCAAUUUAUAAUUUUAUUAUCAUAGACUUACCAUUUCCUGUAGCAUUGUACAAAAAACUACUUAACGAACCUAUUACCCUUCAAGAUUUUAAAGAUCUGGAUCCAAUGGUGGGUAUAAGUUUUGAAGAAUUAUUGGCUUAUAAUAAACCUGAUCUUGAUGAAGUAUUUAAUCUCACUUUUGAAAUCACUAGAGAAGUUUAUGGAGAAAUUCAAACAAUUCCAUUGAAACCAGAUGGGGCUAAUAUAAUAGUUAAUCAAAAUAAUAAACAUGAAUUUGUCGAUUUGUACGUAGAUAUGGUAUUAAACCGUAGAGUUGAAAAACAAUUUAAUGUAUUCAAAGAUGCAUUUUUAAAAGUGUGCGGUGGACGAGUAUUAAGGUUAUUCCAUUCGCAAGAAUUAAUGGCUGUUGUUGUGGGCAAUCAAGACUACAAUUGGAUUGAGUGGGAGAAUAAUGCUGAGUAUAAAAAUGGUUACAAUAAAGACGACGAAACAAUAAAAAUGUUUUGGGAAGUAUUUCACGAGUUUAACAUUGAUGACAAAAAGAAGUUUUUGCUAUUUCUUACAGGAAGCGAUCGUGUACCCAUUAUGGGAAUGAAAGCAAUAAAAAUUUAUAUCCAACCCACCCUAGAUGAUAACUUCUUGCCUGUGGCACACACAUGUUUCAACCUUUUAGAUUUACCGAAGUAUAAAUCCAAAGGAAAACUGAAGUAUAAGCUGACUCAAGCCAUUCACCAGACACAAGGAUUUUCUCUGGUCUAAACAUUUUAUGACACACAUUCCUCAAAAAUAAAUACACUCAAAAUUAAACGUUUAAUUAACAAACUUUAUCGUAGGAUUUAAUGGCAGAGGAGCUCAGCAUUAUAAUUGUUGAAUAUCAGGGUUAUAUUAUUCGCUCGUGUUAAUGUUAUGUUUUCGUUCCUUAAUGCCUAGAUUAAGAUUUAUGUUAUUUAUUCAAAUAAUUAAUAUAAUAUAAGCUUGUGGCUGGUUAAUAAAUUGUUUAAGGCAUAAUAAUAUUUGUAAUAUUUACUCAAGGACAAUAAUUACCGGGUAGGUGAAUUUACAACUCAAUUAAAAAAAAAUUCAACUAAAAAAUACUCGGUUUUUUUAUCUUAUCAUCAGUUCCAAUCAACUGGUACUAAAAAAAUCAAUGUAUAAAUCAUGAAGACUAUAUAGAAUAAGGAAACCAAACUCUGCUUCUGAUAAUGUCCUGAAAUGAGUUGCACCAUUAAACGGGUCACAGGCUGUGUUGCGUGUGCACUGCGCUAGGGUUGCUACUUUAAUCUGCUUAGUAUAGGAAUUAUUAAUAUGUUUUUUGUUUUUCAGAAAAUAUAUGCAUUAUUUUAAAAAUAUGACCCUCGUUAAGGUUUUAUAGCUUGUACGAUUACGCAUAUAUACAAGUGUAAACAUGUUAUUCUCAAGAAACAAAUUUGAGUGUAGCGAUACAUGUAUUGUUAUAAAAUGAUCGUUCAAGAAAACACCUGUGUGGUGUAUCGAAUAUUAUCGGGCUCAGACUUGAUGUGAACAAAGAUAUAUAGAUAAAAAACUAGAUAUAGUGUUAACGGGUUGUAUAAUUUAAUUAUUUACGCAAAACUAAAAAUAAUAUUUAUGAAAUAUACACAUAUACACAUAUGCAUUCAAGUAUAAAUGUGUCAUCCAAGCUAUAAAAUCUAAAGUGGGUCAUGGUUCAAAAUAAUGCAUAAUUUUCCUAAAAAAACACAAAAAACAUGAACAAUUCCUAUACUACUCCGGUGAAAGUAGCAACCCUAUUGUACGCAUCGCAGCCUGUGGCCAUUUAAUCGUGCGACUCAUUUUGGUUUAUGGUGGGGUGGCCGUACGAGGUUGGUCUCCUUAUUCUGUUUUUCAUGGUACAAACUAUGUACAUGCCAUAAAUGUUCAUUUGGAACUCAUUCCAAUAAAGUACCCAAUAUUACUUAUAAUAUAUUAUAUUUAUAAUAAUUAGUGCCAAUAUUUUAGUCAUUAUUAUAUUGUACUUUAAUCGCUUAAAUUACUGUACUGUAACUGUUUGUCUGUUUAUGAUGAUGAUUGUUGCAUAUCACAUGUAUUGAUGUAUUAUAUCCAGACUUAUAUCCAGUGCUUGAAUCUAGGGGGGACGCAGGGGGUUGGAGUUUCCUUUCUUUGUAGAAAAUAUUUAUGCGUACCCCUUCUAAAUGUAUCCAAAUCAAUAAAAUAUAUCAAUAUUCA